AUGACGGAACGCCAUACGUUUGGUGGGACGGUUAACCCAAUCACUUGCCAUGCCUGGAACAAAGAUCGUUCCCAAAUUGCUAUCUCGCCCAACAAUAACGAGGUGCAUAUCUAUAAGCGCGAGGGUUCCGAAUGGAAGCUGACCGACGUGCUGAAUCAGCACGAUUUGCGCGUGAUGGGUAUUGAUUGGGCGCCCAACACGAACCGCAUCGUAACGUGUGCCGUCGAUCGGAAUGCUUACGUGUGGACGCAGGGUGAUGAUGGAAAGUGGAAACCGACCUUGGUGCUGUUACGCAUUAACCGAGCGGCCACCUGCGUGCGUUGGUCACCGUUGGAGAACAAGUUUGCCGUUGGUUCGGGUGCCCGACUGAUCUCGGUGUGCUACUUCGAAUCCGAGAACGAUUGGUGGGUUUCGAAGCACAUUAAAAAACCGAUCCGCUCAACGGUGACGUCGCUCGAUUGGCACCCGAACAAUAUGUUACUGGUGGCUGGCUCCACCGACUACAAGGUGCGCGUAUUUUCCGCCUUCAUCAAGGACAUCGAACAGCAUCCGGAACCGACGGCCUGGGGACCGAAGAAACCGCUCGGCCAGAUACUGGCCGAGUUUAAGAACUCGAGCAGUGGUGGCGGGUGGGUGCACAGCGUAAGCUUCUCGGCCGAUGGCAAUCGGAUCUGCUGGGUAGGUCACGAUAGUGCGAUCAACAUCGGCAUGGCGAAUGGGGGGAACGUCGGCAUCAAGCAGAAGACGGAGUAUUUACCGUUUUUGUGCUGUGAGUGGAUCUCGCCCCAUUCCAUUUUGGUUGCGGGACAUAGCUGCGUGCCGCUGAUUUACACGGUGGCCGAUGGGGGCAAAGUCGUGCUGGCCGUCAAGCUUGAUCAAUCCACGAAGAAGGAACAGAGUGGCAUUUCGGCCAUGCGCAUCUUCCAGUCGCUUGAUCGUAAUCUACGCACGGAGAACUCCGACACCAACCUGGAAUCGAUUCACCAGAAUGCAAUCACAAGCGUUUGCGUGUACAGUGGUGAGAAGGGCAAUGUGCAGCGUGUAAGCACCUCCGGACUGGAUGGCCAACUGGUUAUUUGGGACAUCGAUACACUUACACGGUCCAUGCAGGGACUGAAGCUUUAA
Molecule: messenger RNA, 1125 nt
Organism: Anopheles marshallii
Lineage: Eukaryota; Metazoa; Arthropoda; Insecta; Diptera; Culicidae
Gene: Arpc1
Product: actin-related protein 2/3 complex subunit 1A-B
Exons: 2
Coding region: 1-1125 (374 amino acids)
Biological process (GO): Arp2/3 complex-mediated actin nucleation
Cellular component (GO): actin cytoskeleton; Arp2/3 protein complex
Molecular function (GO): actin filament binding
Source: RefSeq, a predicted model, not a curated record